AGCUUGGUGCCCGGCCCCAUGAAUCCCUCUUCAACAUGGCCAGGCGCCACGGCCCGGUCAUGACCCUACGCCUCGGCUUGGUGACCAGCGUCGUCGUCUCGUCCCCGGAGGCCGCCCGGGAGACCCUCCAGAAGCACGAUGAGAACUUCUCCGACCGGGCGGUCCCCGACGUGAUCACCGCGCAGCCGAACCCGGAGUUCACCCUCGCAUGGGUCCCGGGCGACCGGCGGUGGCGGGCACGGCGCCGCGUGUGCAGCACCCAGAUGUUCACCGCCCAGCGCCUGGACGCCCUCCAGCACCUGCGCCACCAGAAGGUCCACCAACUCGUCACCCACAUCAAGAAAUCCUGCGAGCCGGGCAGAGAGGUCGACAUAGGCCAAUUGGCCUUCGCCACGACUUUGAACCUCAUGUCGAGCACCAUGUUCUCGAUUGACAUCGUCGACCCGGAAUUCCAAACGGCUCAGGAGUUCAAGGACCUGGUGUGGAGGAUCAUGGAGGAUGCCGGGAAGCCGAACCCGUCUGACUAUUUCCCUGCGGUCCGGCGGUUCGAUCUGCUAGGCGUAAAGCGACACAUCCAGCCGGCCUACAUAAGGUUGCACGAGAUAUUCGACGAGAUCAUCGACAAGCGUUUGAAAGAAAGGGCAACGGGAUCGUCGAAGAGCGGUGAUUUCUUGGAUGUGCUUCUGGAUCAGUGCCAAGAAGAGGGGUCCGAUUUUACCCGGCAAAGCAUCAAGCCAUUGAUCCUGGAUCUAUUCAUCGCCGGAAGCGACACAUCUGCCCUUACGACGGAAUGGGCGAUGGCGGAACUCCUCCACAAUCCGAGCCUCCUCCAAAGGUCAAGAGACGAGCUUGUCACUGCCAUCGGCAUCGAGAGGCCGGUUCAAGAAUCGGACACUCGCCACCUCCCUAUCUCCAAGCAAUCGUCAAGGAGACGCUCCGUCUCCACCCGGCGGCGCCUCUCCUCCUCCCUUACAGAUCCAAGAACGAUGCAGAGGUGUGCGGGUACGUCGUCCCGAAGGGCAUGCAAGUCCUGGUGA
This is a messenger RNA of Eucalyptus grandis, 1037 nucleotides long. RefSeq names its product geraniol 8-hydroxylase-like. Gene Ontology annotation, molecular function: oxidoreductase activity, acting on paired donors, with incorporation or reduction of molecular oxygen; monooxygenase activity; heme binding. Bases 36 to 1037 code for a protein of 333 amino acids. The transcript has 2 exons. NCBI's taxonomy places the organism in Eukaryota, Viridiplantae, Streptophyta, Magnoliopsida, Myrtales, Myrtaceae. The record is from RefSeq and is a predicted model, not a curated record.